AAGCCGAGAUGCUGGUGUCCCAGCCCUGGCGGCUAAUCUGGUGUGCCCGGCGGUUUUUCAGCCGCCAGCGCGGCGUGCUGCUGCGCUGGGAUGAGCAGAGGGGCUUUGGCAAGGUCCAAUGUUCAGAUGGUCGCGAGCUCUUUGUGCACAAAAGCUAUCUGACAGAAAAGAUCCCCGUGGGCCGCGAAGUGGACUUCGAGGUUCGCUGGAACGAGGAUAGGAAGCAGGAUCACGCCAUGGACGUGCGUCAGGCGGUCCAGCUGCCUGAGCUGGCAGGUCCAACUCACCCCGCCAAAGCCGUGUCGCCAGAGGACCUGCUGCAGGUUCAGCCCAUCCAGCUGCCGCCUGAUGCCACGGACCGGCAGCACUUGGAGUCGCUGACCUUGCAGAUGGAGCAGCUUCGUCAGCAAGGCCUGCAAAGCCAGCAGCUCCUGGCGCAAAAUCAGCAGCUUCUGGUCCAAAGCCAGCAGCUCCUGGUGCAGGGGCUUUUUGCUUUGAUUCAGCAGCAAAACGUUCAGAACGCCAAUCUGGAGCGUGCACUCACUGCUUUAACCUCGAGAAUGGAGCCGCAGGUGCAUGCAGACCCAGAUCCAAGCGCAAACAUGAUCGGAGCCGCAACAGCAAGCACUAACAUGGCAAAUGCCGAGGUGCCUGUAGCAGAGCCAAGCGCAAAGAAGACUGAAGCAGAUGCCGGAACGGCAAGCACUGAAAAGGUGCAGAAGCCAGACGAGGGGGCGACUGCCAGCCGGAGCCAGCAGCAGGUGCCAGAGGCAGCUGAAGAGGCUGCUGAAAGCGAGGUGCAACCGCAGGUGCCUGUAGCAGAGCCAAGCGCAAAGAAGACUGAAGCAGAUGCCGGAACGGCAAGCGCUGAAAAGGCCGAUGGCGAGGUGCAGAAGCCAGACGAGGGGGCGACUGCCAGCCGGAGCCAGCAGCAGGUGCCAGAGGCAGCUGAAGAGGCCGCUGAAAGCGAGGUGCAACCGCAGGCUGCAGCUGAGGUGGAAAGCGAGAGGCAUGAGGACCUUGCGUCCAGCGCUCCCUCAGUGCAGGGCAGUUUUUACCUCGUGGGCUUCUUCAACGAUUGGAGCGCAGACUCUGAGCCGAUGCAUGACGGACGCUGGACAGUGGCGAUCCGCAGCAGCUCCCCGAUGAGUGGCCGGAAGGGUGUGCAGCGGGAAGAGUUCCAGAUCUUGCAGGAUGGGAGCUGGGAGAAGCGCAUCUUCCCCGGUGGUGGCAAGGAUGAGACUGUGGUGCCUCUCAGGCCCGGCCGUGCCUCUCCAGCGGAGCGCUGCAGUGAGGAGAACCCGGGCCAUGGCCGGAACUGGGCAGUCGAGGGCAAGCCUGGCGCCAGCUUCCGGAUCAGGUAUGACCCCUCAGAUCAGACCGUGACAUGCGAACAUGCAUGAGGUCCUGGGCUUAUGCCUCCGGGAUCUUGUAGCGCCAGAAAAGGCUUGAAAGAAAGCGUGAUGUGCAGCUGACGUCUUCGCUGGGUGCGUUCAUACA
Messenger RNA from Effrenium voratum, 1500 nucleotides. NCBI's taxonomy places the organism in Eukaryota, Dinophyceae, Suessiales, Symbiodiniaceae. The record is from the annotation of a GenBank genome assembly.